This is a messenger RNA of Sorghum bicolor (sorghum), 1031 nucleotides long. Its product is annotated as universal stress protein PHOS32. The record is from RefSeq and is a predicted model, not a curated record. NCBI's taxonomy places the organism in Eukaryota, Viridiplantae, Streptophyta, Magnoliopsida, Poales, Poaceae. The transcript is spliced from 4 exons. The coding region runs from base 217 to 717 and encodes 166 amino acids.
CGGGACCAGGCGCCGGGUGUCCCGCUCGCUCGUUCCAAACGCCGACGCGGACCCACCCCCACCACCUGCUCCAUUUUUAUGCUGCUUCUCCCUCGCUCGCCUCGCCUCGCCGCACCCGCAAUAGACUUGUCUCUGCUACCACCACGCCACCGCGUUUAGGAGAGAAUAGAGCAAGAGCGAGAGCAAGCAAGCAAGCGAGAGGUUUCAGCUGAUCCGAUGGCGGCCGCGGCGGCAGCAGCAGACGGGGAGCGGAGGAUCGGGGUGGCCAUGGACUACUCGGAGAGCGCCAAGAAGGCGCUGGACUGGGCCAUCGACAACCUGCUCCACCACGGGGACACCCUCGUCGUCCUCCACGUCCUGCACCACAGCGGGGAGGAGACCAAGCACGCGCUCUGGGCCAAGUCCGGAUCCCCGCUGAUCCCGCUCUCCGAGUUCCGGGAGCCCGAGGUGAUGCAGGGCUACGGCGUGCGCACCGACGCCGAGGUGCUCGACAUGAUCGACACGGCGGCGCGCCAGAAGCAGCUCAAGGUGGUGGCGAAGCUGUACUGGGGCGACGCUAGGGAGAAGCUCUGCGACGCCGUCGGGGACCUCAAGAUCGAUUCCCUCGUCAUGGGUAGUCGCGGCCUCGGCCCGAUCCAGAGGAUUCUCCUGGGAAGUGUGACAAACUACGUUCUGUCAAACGCAUCAUGUCCGGUGACAGUGGUCAAGGGGAAGUAAUGACCUGGGCAGCCUGCCAGUGAUAUGGCUAAAGUUUUUUAUUGUCGUGUCUUUUCUUCCCCUUGAAUCUUGAUGCCAGUGGUCAAGGGGAAGUGAUGACCGGUGACAACAAAAAACUUGUUAUUUAGCGUUCAGUUUGUGUGGUUUACACAUAUAUGUUCGGUAUUGUUUCUGCAUUUGAAUAAAGUCUUGUUAUUUAUGAUGUUGCAGCUUUCGCAAAUCCAGCUGAGGCUCUGACCUUAUCUAUAAGCUGUGAAAAUGUCCAUACUUUGUUCCUGUUCAGAUCGAAUUUUGAGGAUUCAUAGCCCUUUUUA